Molecule: messenger RNA, 4982 nt
Organism: Strongylocentrotus purpuratus (purple sea urchin)
Lineage: Eukaryota; Metazoa; Echinodermata; Echinoidea; Camarodonta; Strongylocentrotidae
Product: adhesion G-protein coupled receptor G6
Exons: 13
Coding region: 67-3618 (1183 amino acids)
Biological process (GO): G protein-coupled receptor signaling pathway; cell surface receptor signaling pathway
Cellular component (GO): membrane
Molecular function (GO): G protein-coupled receptor activity
Source: RefSeq, a predicted model, not a curated record
UAUAUAUACUUCCUAGUUAGUAAAACAUUCGAUGACCUUCGAUUGAUUGACACUGUGUAGAUUAAGAUGAUUUUUCUUAACUGUUCCAUAUUCUUGAUCGAUGACUACCAUUUUAAUGACACCUCAUCGAUCUUUCUUUCUCAUUACGAAUACACAGUGGUACCUGUAGCACCGUUUGGAGCAGACAAUCUCGGUAGAGAAUUCGUGUUUGCCAUCCCGCCAAAUUACGACGACCAGACCCAACCUACGAUCGGCAUCGUUGUGGAGGCCAUUUCAACCAACGUCACUUCCGUUGCGGUCAAUGUGCCGUUGAGGAACAUGGGUUUCAACUUCACCCUUGCACCCGGAUCAGCACCCUAUGAUCUCGUGCUUUCUCCUGACCUUGCCACGACUGGGGUAGCAAGGGUAACGGACGCUACCAUCGUGGUGAGGUCCGAUCAAGAUGUCUCAGUGACGGCUUACAAUAUCAAACGUUACACUAUGGCAAUGUUUACUGUGUUACCGACCAAGCAUAUGGGCAAGGAAUACUUUAUCGCCACCCUUACGCAACCAGAAAGGGGUUUCGUUCUGAUGUCUGCAUUUAACGAACCGACUGAAGUUAAAUUAGAAUUGACCGGAUGCGUUGCAUUUCUUAAUGAAUCGUAUUCACCGGGAAGUGUUAUUGUAUAUACCUUAGGAUCGUAUGAAACAUUACAACUUGAAAAACUGCAAGACGAUAUGAUUGGAACAAGAAUUACCGCCAAUACGCCGAUCGCAGUGACUGUCGGUGGCCUUUGUUCAUAUGUUCCUAAAGGCGUUUCGCGUUGCGAUCACAUCGCCGAACAGCUAGUUCCAUUUGAUCGCUGGGGACGUUCUUUUUUUCUAAGCCCGUUCGUCAAUCGACUGUCCGGAUAUCAAUACCAAAUUGUUGCCGGAAGAAACAAUACAAGGGUAUCAUUGGGGACUCACGAAAUAUACUUGAACACGGGGGAGCACUAUCUAGGAGAUAUGGCCGGUCAGAGCAUGACUUCAAUAUCAGCGACCAAACCAGUCAUGGUGAUGCAGUACUCGAAAGGAACGUCCACAGACGAAAGACCAGGGGAUCCAGCCAUGCUGUUAGUCACCCCUUGGGAGCAAUAUGUAUCGCGUGUGGAGUUUCCUGUGUUAAACCUCCCCGCAGCAGGGAUCUCCACAGUCUAUAUCGGUGUGAUAUCUGAAUGCAAUGUGUCUCUUAACAUCGAGUUUGGAAACUACAAGUAUAACGAGGUACCGUGGCUCAUCGAGUACGAUCUCGUCACAAGCGACAACCGACAGAUUUGUAAUCGUUGGGUGACCAUCGAGGAAGGUAGUCACGUACUGAAAAGCGAUUCAGCUACGCAAGUAACAGGUGCAGGAGAGACAGUGUUCACAGUUCUGGUUUACGGAGUUGGAGACCGUGUCGCUUACCUGUACAAUGCGGGUUUCGGUCUGCAUCCACAAACGUGCACCACUCCAAGUUCUGCCCCACCAUACAAUGAGAUGGAAGUGUCGUGUGCAAGUCUACGAAGAAGGACAUGUCCGGUUGAACAAACUGAGUCAUCUUACGGCACAAUAACAUGGAGAGCAUCCAUUGAGAACACUCAAGUUCCCUCGGAUAUUGUAUGUCCAUUCAACUCCUUUAAAGCUGGCCAGCCAGUAGGAGAACGAGUGUGUCUUGGUAACCGUAGGAUGCAUGCAUAUUGGGGAGAAGUGAAUAUACAGGAGUGUGGAGAACCAACAACACUGAUAUUACCAGCGGAUCUCGCAAAGGUGGUAGUCGAUGAGGCCAACGUAGCUCUGGUCAGCGCCGUAUUGGAAGAAAUCACUGGCAACCUCAGCACUGUCGACGACGAAAUGGUUGAUGCGAUCUCCAAGACGCUGGAGAACAUCGUCGGCGUCGCUUCACCAUCGCCUAACGUCACUACGAGUGUGGUCAAAGCAGUCGGUAACCUGGUCGGUUCACUUGAAGACUCGGAGUCCAGUAGUCCAGAGCUAGCCGCAUCAUCUUCCAGCGUGGUGCAUUCAGUCGAGAAACAAGUCUCAUUAACCCUGCAAAACAGUGACGAGUUCAGUUUGACAGCAGAGAAUAUGAUCGUUCAGGCGGGAACUCUAGACGCCACUGCGAUGGAUAAUGGGAUCAAGUUUGAUGGUGGUGGGGAUUCCACCGCUUCUAUUCAGCUACCGUCUUCCAUUUUCAAUCAAGCCGGACCUGUUGUAGAAGGGAUUCCCAGCCCAGGGACGAAAGUUCGGUUUAUAACGUUCAACGGGGACGCACUCUUCAGAUCGGCGAAUAGAUCACAGACAAGUGGCCAUGUUAUAUCAGCAGCAAUUGAUGGUGUGAACGUGCAAGACCUUACUGAACCAGUAAAGAUCACCUUCAACGCACCAAUUCCUGUUGGAGAAAACAGCACUUUGAACCAAUCAAUGUGUGUGUACUGGGACUUUGAUCUGAGAGACGGCGUCGGUGAUUGGUCGGACAACGGAUGUACUCUUAGUGACGUCAGAGGGGAUUCGAUAACCUGUUCCUGUAAUCAUUUGACAAACUUUGCUGUGUUGAUAGAUAUGUCUGGUCAACAUAAGGAUGAUCAGGAUAAGUUUGACUUCGCUCUAGAUAUCCUUAGUAAGAUUGGCUGUGCAGUAUCUAUCGCGGCACUUGUCAUCACAAUCAUCGUAUUCAUGGUAUUCAAACGUCUACGAAACAGCCGACCACGUCGUAUCCUACUCCAUUUCUGCGUCUCGCUGCUCUGUCUUUACCUUGUCCUUCUCUUCGGGAUCGACUACGCAGCCCACAUGGACGUGGCAUGUGUGACCGUGGGUGCACUCCUUCACUACUUCACACUGACUACGAUGAUGUGGAUGGGGGCCGAGGCGCUCAAUAUGUACCUGAUGAUCGUCCGUGUGUUCGAUGAGGAAGGCCCGUGUUUUCUUACAAAGGCUUGCGUCAUAGCUUGGGGUGCACCAUUGGUUGUAGUUGGGGUUACUGUAGGCAUGCGAAGGGAAGACUAUCUUCAUAAAUCAUAUUGUUUCAUGACUCCGGGACUGAGUUUCUACCUCGGGGUCCUACUACCUAUUGGGCUUGUCCUAUCUUUCAACUUCAUCAUGUUUAUCCUCGUCAUCCGGCGGUUAUGGAAGGCCAACCUUGGGGGCACCAUGCCGAUGGAGAAAGAGGAAAAAGCGGCCGCCCGUUACCGGCAGCUCCGCACGAGACUACUCAAUGCGUUCUCAAUCUCAGUGCUCCUCGGGCUUACCUGGGUAUUCGGGUUUUUGGCAAUAGAGGACGCUACAUUUGCUUUUCAGCUAAUCUUCUGUGUGGCAAACUCAUUACAAGGUCUCAUGGUCUUCAUUCUCUUCUGCGCACGGCAGGAGGAUGUCCGUAAAUCAAUGAAGCCUCACUACAAUCGGCUUAGCGGCAUGCUACCGCCAGCCAUUCGGCCGACCACCGUUACCGCCUACUCACUUAGCAGCCGCACUCCUGGUGAGAAUGAUGACCGUAGUGGCAAAAAUCCGCUGCGAACCUCUCCACUGUCGGCGGGAUCCUACACUUAUAAAGUGACGUCAUCGUCGACCGAUGAAGUCAGGAUGAUCUCAACGAGUGAAAACGUCAGUGAAUACCAUGAUUAACAUGUGACUGGAAGCAUGUAUACAAUGAUGCUUGCAAUUACUCUUAAAGGGAGUGCAGCCUGACGAGACUUUCCCGUGGCCUGGCUUGGGGCCAAUCGGGUAUUGACUACGGACGACGCGACCGCAGCAAUCAAGUGCGUGCAACAUACGCGAAACCGAAGCGUUAAAGGAGAACUUCGGUCUGUUUCACGAACGCUGACCAUGUAGAGACUAAGGAGCUGACUACACUUAAUUAAGUCCAUUCGUUUACGUGCAGUUGUCCAAAAAGAAGACGUAGAUGGCGUUAACCAGUAUUUGCCAAGCUGCGCUCCCUUUAAUACUUCGGGGAAAGGAAGACAUCAUUUGACAAAUUAAUGUUAGCAUACUCUCGUUGUAGCAUAUACAGGUAAAGUGGUCUAGUGGAUAAAUCUCCGGACUGUGAACCACGAGGUACAGGGUUCGAGUCCCUAUCGCAGCACUAAUUACCUUUGGCAAUACAUAAGUCUGCAUUUGCCACACUCCACCCAGGUGUGGUAUAGGUAAAUGGUACCCGGCAGGAAAUCUUUCAUUAUGAAUGCUCGAAUGCUGUAAUGGCUCCCAUGCAAUUAAAGGAGGGGUAAUAAUAAUAAAGACAUGAUAUAGAAACGUCAAUACGAUGGAUUCACAAUCCGUUGUUAAUCGUGAUUCCACCCUAUCGAUAUAAUUAACGUCAAAGAUGAUUUAGGAAAUAGGACUACGAACAGUUGGUCUAUCUUUACUUUAUUGUUCCUCACAUGGAAAAUUCAUACCACCUGUUCUGCUAUUUACUUUAAUUCUAUUUACAUUUAAUUGAAUAAUCAAAAUGCAAUGUUCCUGUAAUGAGAAAGCAGGGUUGCUGAGUCUAAAAAAAGUCAUUCACAUUUCCUUGUGUUCAUAUUUUACUAAAUCUCACUUUCUUUCCAUUUUAGUAAGCAACUUUGAUAUAAAUUAUAUCAAUAAAAUGUACUUGUAAAGAUAUAUAAUCGCCUCGUUAUUGUACGCUGUAUAGUAAAUCUCUAAGUUCUGUAUUUUUUGUACAAAUCGUUUCUACAUUUCGUUAUACAAAAAACGGAUAAGAGACUGAAAUGAGCAACUGCACUUAUUUUUAUGUAUUUUCUGUUUCAAAGUUUAAGUGGCCAUGAGGUUUUUGCUUGAAUAGCUGACAGUUGUAAUUCUAUAUAAAAUAUUUUAUUUCCUUGUAUGUACUGUAAAUUGUUGGUAUCUAGAUGGUGUUACUACUUUAAAUAGUUGCAAUAUGAAAUAUUUGUUCUUUGUAUAUAAUUUGUCUUUCUGUGUAAAUACAUGGUUGCCUAUUUGUUAAAUGUCAUGCAAAUGGAUUUAUUGCAAAGGUUGUAUCGCUCUUGAGA